UUUUGCAUGUGUGUACGUUUGUUUCACGGGAAAUGUUUCAUCUUGGUUGCAGCUACUUAAGAAUUUCGUGAAGAAAAAGACAAGAAAAAAGUGAUAAAAUGACGAGUGAGAGAAUUAAAGACAAUUCUAAAUCCAGUGUAAUGCUAAAAUGUUUCACAUAAUCUCGUUAUGAAUGAAUUAGACUCGCGUGUGUGCUUCGAUGCGUUAUCAACAUUGCAAAAUUUACAAAUGGUUGAAAACGUUUGCAAUGUCUGCGGCGCAUCACAUUUCACCCAAAACUGUCCGGAUGUCUCGAAGGGGGAGCAUUUUCCUCCAUUUCCAUGGACAUCCGAUGGGCAGAUCCAGGACACACCGCAUCAGAAUAUGUCACGAUCCUCCAUUCCCAAUGGGCUGCACAUCAUCGAGACUGGGGAGAGUCUCUGUGUUGUGACGUCGCAGAAAUUCGCCAAGGGUACCCGUUUUGGGCCGCUCAUGGCGAAGAAAUCCUACAUACCCGUGGAAAAUGCCAAAUUCCCACUAAUUGUGUUCGGGAGCCCCCUGUUGGACUCCAAUGAUGCCGAAAUUGAGGAACUCUUCAAGAUACGCAACGCAUAUUUGGACACGAGGAAUGAGAAUUACUGCAAUUGGAUGAUUCACGUCAGCCCAGCACAGUAUUCCAAUGAGCAGAACCUCAUCUGUUACCAGCUCUAUGAUCAGAUUUUCUACACAGCCAUCGUAGACAUUGAGGUGGGUGACAUCCUAAAGGUGUGGUAUGCCCCAAAGUAUGCGGCAAAAAUGAAUGUUGAGCUCCUCAAGCCGAGCCCCCAUGAGAUUGUCAACAAUAUCCUGCGGCAGGUGUCAAUAGCGAGUAUGGGAAGUCUCACGGAUGAUAAUUUGAAUUUUGAAAAUAACGACUAUCCCGUGUAUGAGGAUAUCACGGAGAAGAAUAAUUCAGAGAUUUCCCUACCGCCAAUAAAUAGCCUGAUAAAGGCGUCGUCGUAUCAGAACAACAACUACCUGUGUUCGGAACAUCACAUCUACGAUAUGGAUAAGAACUACGAGAUAAGUAGUACGAGCUCAAUACCCGCCGCAAUGGAUGCAGUAGCACAGAAUCCCCCAAUGAUGGUGGCGGAUCUCAAUUAUAGCCUCGUGCCGGGUUUCGAUGGGGACGGCCAGAGGCCGGAUCAGUUGACGUAUGAUAAGUGGAAGAGUGGCUUUGAGGUGCGUGUGUCGCAGGGAAAUGGGAAAUUGGGCAGCAAGAAGGUAUCCAAGUACCUGUGUGAGGUGUGCGACAAGGAGUACAUGACGUUGGCAAAUAUAAAUAAGCACAUGCGCAGCCACAAUCUCCAUUUAUGCAAUUUAUGCGUGAAAUCCUUCAAGAGCACCAAUGAAUUGCGUGAGCAUGUGUGCCCGAAGGAGAAGGAUGUGACGAACUACUCAAAGUGCCCGGUGUGCUUUAAGAUCCUCUCGAAUUCGUGGUCACUGAGUCGCCACAUGAAGACACACAAGCGCGAUGAGGCUGGCAAUGGGGAGGAUGGUAAGAAGGCCACCCCCACGACAGAUGCCGAGGAAUCAAAUCCAAGUGAUGAUGUCAUGGCAAAGAAUCCUCGUGUUGUGCUCGAACGAUUGCAAAUUGCAAUGCCCGACGAUGAGCAAUCGUGCGAUGAUCCCAAUUCACGAUCGUGCGAUGAGCGCUCCGUGUCUUCCAAUUUAGUGCCAUACUUCGAGGGUGAUGAUGCUGCAUCACGCAAUGCCGGCAGUGGUGCCGGUGCUGAGCUCAUGGAGCCCUGGGAACGUGCCGAGGGUGAAUUCUCAUCGUCUCUCGAGGGUGAGGAGGACUUUUCGCCGCAUCAGCGGGAUUUACUUGAUAUGGAGAUGGGAAAAUGCCUCGAUGGGGGUCUCAAUGGGGCCACGGAGAAGUGUACGGUGUGUGGGAAGCAAUUUAAGAAUCGCACAUACCUCUAUAAGCAUCUCAAGCAGGUGCAUACGGCGAAAAUAAUGCGGCCACCACUACAAAAGCCCCCGCAUAUGCAACAUCCCGGUGGUGGUGGAGGGUAUCUCACUAAUCCCAGUAGUGGGGGCAAAUUGGAGGCGUGUGGGCCACAAAUGCAUGGAAAUACGGACUUUAUGACUACAUCGUCACCCGUGAAGCCGGCAAUUGCAAAAGCACUCGCAUCGAAGUUGACGAGUAAGAAGAAAAACAAGAAAUUGGGUGAUGAUGAUAUUUCCCCGGCCUGUGGCAAUUCCCCACGUUCUCCACUCACGCCAAACUCCGAACUCCUGGCCGGUGACUACAUGGUGCCCUUCUCCAAUGCCAAUCAAAUCAAUAUCAACACCUCCGGGAACUCCAUUACAAUCAUCAGCAAUGUCACGUACUGCAACACGCACGAGGGUGUUGUCAAUCCACAGGGUGGACCGACGCAGGAACGUGGACCACCACCGCCACAGCCACAAACACAUGGAACGGGCAAUGGUGGUCAGUUCUAUCAUCACGGCGUACCACCUCCGCUGCCACAAGUUCAGCAACCUCCUGCUGGAGCUGUGAAAGUUGAACCGCAGGUGACAAAGGUGGAACACGUUGAUGGGGUACUCACGGAGAAAAUAAUGUCAUCCGGUGGGGAUGAUCGAUCAACAUCUCCAGCCACAUUUAUCAUUCAGAAGGUGAAGAAGGAGGUGGUUGUAUCGGAAGUGACGCAAAAUGAUGAGUUGUCACACAUAAAGGAUAGCGAAAUGCUCUAUCCACAACCACCACCACCAUCAAUGAUGCCACAACAGCCACCCCAGGUGCCUCCUGUUAGUAUGGGAAUGCCCCAAAUGGGUGUGCCACAGCAGCAGCAGCAGCAACAGCAUCAACAACAACAUCCACAUCAGCAGCAGCAUUUGCCACAACGGGAUGAUUUGCUAGAGCAUCAUCGGGAUAGCAUGGAAGACACAGAGGGGGCAUUUGAUGAGUUGAAAGAUGAGGAGGAACAGAUGGAAUCUCAAGGGAAUAGCAGUGACACGCCGGAAAACUUGCCGGGUGGCGGUGAAACACCCACCCAUGCCACGGAUUUGAUGAGCACCGAAGUGCUAUCGCCCAAGACGGAAGAGAGUCUGCCGGAAGCGAAGAUAUUCACAUGUGAUGAGUGCAACAAGAUAUUUGCAAAGAGAUCCCAAUUGACGCGUCACAAGAAUAUCCACAAAAAUAUCCUCUUCAUUUGCCCCUUUUGCCAGCGAGAACCCUUCAAGGCGCGCAAUUCGCUGAAAAAUCACCUGAAGACAAAUCACAAGGAUAUGCGAGAGAAAUGGGCAGACCCAGCGUACAUUUCGGCCCAGGUGAUUAAAGAUCCGGACAAGGUGGAAGAAUACUUGCGGCAGUGGCAUGAGAAGACAAAGUCCGUAAUUGCACAGGAGAGUCUCAAUGCGGGGAAUGAUGUGAGCCUCAGUCCGCCAAAUGCAGCGCCCACAUUGGCGGAUAUAAAGAUGCUGAAGAAGAAGAAGAAGAUGCUGCUAAAGGCAGCUGGGCAGGCGGCAAAAAUGGAGCCGGAAAGUACAAAGAUGAUGGCGGAUGUGAAGAUGGAACAGGAGGAGAUGUUUACGCAAGCCCCCCCAGUGAAUCAGAUGAUGAAGCAAAAUCCCAUGAUGCCACCUACAAAUCCAAUGCAGGGAGGGCCGAUGAUGCCGCAGCAGCAGCAGCAACAGCCGCAGUAUCAGCAGCCGCCGAUGCAGCAGCAACAGCCACAGCAAUAUGGGAAUCAUCCGUAUCAGCAGCAAAAUAUGAUGGGAAUGAAUCACACGCAAAUGCAUCACCAGCAACAUCACCCAAUGCAGCAGCAGCAACACUAUGGGCCAACUGGGGCGGGUCCCAGUGGUCCGCCGGGGAUGAUGCAACCGCAGCAGCAGCAGCAGCAAUUUCAGCAACCGCAAAUGAUGAGUCCUCCACCCAUGUGUGGUCCCAUGGGAACGUCUCCUGUGCGCUCCAAUAUGCAAUCACCCCCAAUGUCGCCGCAUCCCUCGCAGCAUCACUACUACCCUAUGGCGCCGGCGGGAGGUAUGAAUGGUGGCGGAGGGCACCAUCCACCAGGUGGAGGUCGAAUGAUGAAUAAUUUCCCAGUGAAUUCUGUGCAGCAGCAACCACCGCAGCAAUCAAUGCGUGGGCCACCACCUCUUGUGGCUGCACAUCAUCCGGGGCAGCAGCAGCAGCCGGGGCAGUAUCCGCCGCCGCAGCAUCAGGCACAAAUGCAAUCGCAGCCGAUGUACCAGCAACCGGGACAGCCGAAUAACUGCUAUGCACCGCAGCAGUACAUGAAUCACCAUCAAAUGGGUCCGCAACAGGCUCAGCAUGGGAGCUAUGAGAUGAUGCAGCAGCAGCAACAGCACCAGCAGCAUCCGAGCAAGAGGCCCCGACUAUAUCCACCACCAGGGCAGGCAGCUCCUCCGCCGCAACAUAACCCAUAUGCUGGCAUGAUGAAUCAGCAGCCGAUGCAGCAUCAUCACCCCUAUAUGCAUCACCACCAAGCACCGGCGGGACCCCAAGUGGCACCCCCGAAUCCCCAUCAGCAGCAGCAGCAGCAGCAGCAGCAGCAAGCACCACAAACAGGCCAAGUGGUCAGAGGCAAUUUUUCGUAAUGUCGCGCACCGCAGCGUCCCUUUUAUUUCUUUUUAAUUGUUUGUUUUUACAUUUUAUGUUUUUACAACAACAACAAAUCGCGAUGUGUUUUUUUUUAAAGCGACGACAAAAGUUUCCUUUUAUUUCUAUCUACCUACCUUUUACCUAUUUUACAACACCACAAAUCACUCAGCAAAUAAAGGUACGUGUUUUUGAUCCUUUUUGCCGCCUAUAUGUAUGUUUCCCUGUUUUUUUUUUGUUUUUAAAUUGUUUUUCUUCAAAGAAGCAACAAUAAAAAAAAGAAAACACUGGAAAUCACUUUUGCCAUUUAUGAGAGAGAGAGAAAAGAGGAAAGAAGAAAAUGCAAAAUAAUCCUACAAAUUCACAAAAGAAAAUUAAACUUCUUGUACAACUUGUUUAGUCCUUCUUUUUUCUUUUCAUCGAAAAAAGAUUUAUUAAUAAAAUUUUUAAUAAACAAAAAAACCAACCUACAAAUUAUUAUUAUUACUAUAUUUAUUUAUUACUAUUUUAAUGAGUUUAUAUAAAAGAAGGGGAUUUUUCUUUUUCACAAGAAAAAUCCCUUCAUGAAAAUUUGUCUAAUAACCAUUUUUUGUCUAACUCUGACGGGCAAAAGUUUUGUUUUUUUAAAUCGCAAAAUAGCGCAGUUCAAUGGAGCAAUUAAUUAGAUGCAAAACUUCAGUGCUGUUCUUUGGAAGGGAAUGAGAUUGAAAAGAAUUUUUGGAAUUUUUUUUGUUGAAAAAAUCUAUCUUGGAACUAAUUUUAAAAUAUUAUUCUGAUUUAAAAAUAAUUUGUAAAGAUUUUGAAAAUUUCUCGUUAUAAAUUCGUUUUUAAAUAAAAACAGCAAAGUAGAAAAAUCUGGGAUAAAAAGUUAAAAAUUCCUUGAAAAUCAAAUGGUAGAAACUCUCUAGAAUUAAAAGUCAAAAAAUAAAAAUUCUGGGAGUAAACGUCAAUUGUUAAAAGUUCUGGAAUAAAACAUCAAACAACCCUGUAAGAGCUAGAAUUUCUUUUAUCAAAAUUCAGGCCCUUGUAAAAUUAAUUCGGCUUAGAACUUUAUCAGAAAAUUCUUCUAAAAAACAUUAAAAAAAACAAUUUUUUUUUUAAUUUUUUGAUCUCAUUUCCCCCUAAAAACAAUGGAAGUUAAAUUUAAAAGAAAAUCUACUCGAAAAAAAACAAACAUUUAUUAAAAAAAAAACUAUGCUAUAAAGAAAAAA
Messenger RNA from Lutzomyia longipalpis, 5799 nucleotides. RefSeq lists its product as uncharacterized. NCBI's taxonomy places the organism in Eukaryota, Metazoa, Arthropoda, Insecta, Diptera, Psychodidae. The transcript has 6 exons. Gene Ontology annotation, cellular component: nucleus. Bases 169 to 4587 code for a protein of 1472 amino acids. The record is from RefSeq and is a predicted model, not a curated record.